AUGAGUGACGAGCGUCCUCCUCCACCGCCCCCAAUUCCACUACCUCCACCAAAUGCCACAGCCACUUCCCAAGAAUCAUUUCCCUUCUUCAAAUUGCCUACUGAAAUACGGCUGCACAUCUACCGCCUUCUCUUGCGUCGCGACAAGCCGGUUCUUCUUCGCAGCAAGCGCGCCAUCCAGCGCGCCGAAUCCGCCGCCUUGAAUACGGGCAAUUCGAACACUUCCGAAACGCCUAUUGUAGCAUAUAACCACGCAUUGGACGCCGGCGUUGCUGAAUUGCGAGCGGCAAAUGGUACCACAUCUGAACGCUCCGCAAGAGUACGGCGUAGGAGCAUUCAGCGCAACAAUAAUACGCAUCCACUCGGUCAUACGCCUCGCAUUAGUGCAAUUCCUCCACUCAUUCGACCACAGAUUGUGACUCCUUAUGUCCGUGAAAACGGCCGAUUACCAGGUAGUCCACCGCAACCAACGAACCAUAACAGCCCCUCGAGCUCUACGAGAAGGCCGUGCGCCCCGCCUCGUAAAGUCUUCGAUCCAAUUGACCCAACUAUCCUCAUGACAUGCAAGCUCGUCUGCCGCGAAGCUCGUCCCAUUCUAUAUUCUGAGAACGUUUUCGAGUUGGAAAUCGAGACUGCUGUUGUUACGCUUGUAGGGCUGCAUCAGCGCACCCGCUCGUUGAUCCGGCACGUGCGGCUCGUGAUAUCUUCACAUCAUGAUAUCCUCGAGCAAUUCACCGAUGUUGUCCGUCUGGGUUUGCGCUACUGUUGGGGUCUGCGCACUUUUGUCAUUGUCUUGCCACAGCUGUUCCCCGAGAACACCGGCCCGCUCGAUGAGGAAGACGAAGAAGAAGAAGAAGACGACGAACUCGGCGAUGACGAUGAGAACGAGAAUGACCAGGAUGCAGAGGACGCUGAGUCUCUUGAGUUUUCUGCCGCUGCCGCUGCCGCUGCAACGAACCAAAUAUCAGCUACCCCUACAUCCAUUAGUCCACCUCAGCCCGCAUCUGCCGCGCCCCGCCCUCCCCCUCUAACCGCAUCGCUAUUAUCAGCAGCAAGCGCUCCAAACACCACCACCACCACCACCACUGCAUCCCCGACAUCCACGCCUGUAAACCUGACCGCAGGCACCACACACGAUUUCAACACUCUCACUGAUCCAGUUCACCCUUCGCCUCCACCCGUCAUUUCUCCUCCGACCAUGGACGAGCUCAACGAGCCUCGUAUUCCGCUGACCGGUCGUACCGUGUACACCAAUGCGUUUCACAUCCUGCGGUGGCUGCCGCGCCAGACCAAAGUCACUCUUGAGGGCGUUGUCGACGAGGAUAUCGCGCGCGUGGUCGACGCUCGUCGCAAGCAGGGCGCCCGAUUGAGUCAUGUCUCCCCGCCAGUCUCGCCGCCGCAUGUGCUCCUUGGACUGGGGUGGAUAUCUUAG
This is a messenger RNA of Xylona heveae TC161, 1431 nucleotides long. RefSeq lists its product as hypothetical. The transcript has a single exon. Bases 1 to 1431 code for a protein of 476 amino acids. Lineage: Eukaryota; Fungi; Ascomycota; Xylonomycetes; Xylonales; Xylonaceae. The record is from RefSeq and is a predicted model, not a curated record.